Molecule: messenger RNA, 3623 nt
Organism: Diatraea saccharalis (sugarcane borer)
Lineage: Eukaryota; Metazoa; Arthropoda; Insecta; Lepidoptera; Crambidae
Source: the annotation of a GenBank genome assembly
AUAUUGAGUCCUAGAGCAACACUGCGUUUUGUUUGCGGGCGAUACUCAUUUGUUGAAAAUGGAGGCGUGAUGGCAGUGCGAUUGUUGGAAAACCAGGAUUUUGAUGUUGCUGAUUGUGAUAAUAUCAAAUUUCGAAAAUCACCAUGGCUGGAAACAAAAUUAACACUAAAACCAAAGGAAAAGAUGAUAAAACUAAAACAAACAAAGGAAUAGUUCAGGCUAAUGAAGAUAAUGAGGAUUUGGAUUUUUCUCUCCUUAGAAAACCUAUAUUCACUAGUAUUACUAGUUUUGCUCAAGCAAGAAAAAUCUUUGACUUAGCUACGGAAGAACUCAAAGGAUUAAUAUCAAAUGAAUGUGACAUAUUAUAUGAAUGUAAAGUUUGCCGUAAUAUUUUCAGAAGUUUAGCAAAUUUUAUAUCCCAUAAACGUAUAUAUUGCAUGGAACAUUUUAAUUCAACCUUACAUGGCCAGUUUUUUAAAAUGAAUUCAACUGCCAAUGAAAUGAUGAAAAUUAAAAGAUUGGAGGAAAGUUAUUUUAAAACAUUGAAAGAAAAAGAAAAAAUAGAAAUAGUUGAUAUCAAUGAUGCUGACAACCGAAUACCAUUAACAAAAGAUAUAUCAGCUAUAAUUGAAAAUAUAGUUAAAAGUAAAGGGGUAAAUGAGAAUAUAACUGACGAGCCACAGUUAGUUUUACAAAAGGUGCCAAACAGCUCCGUAGCUGUAUUUCAGAAUAUUGAUAAUGCUAAUGAAAAAGAAGAUAAAAUGAGGACUCAAAUAAAAGAACUUCACAGUAUUUUGUCUCAAGACCAGGCUGUACUUCAAAAUGAUGGGAAAUUCAAGAUUCAAAGCAGUUUGUUAAGUGACACAGAUAAUGUCAUACAAAUUAGUGAUGAUGAUGAUAAUGAUGGCAUUAACAACCUUAAAUGCAAAAUAUGUGACCAAAACUUUUCUACUCUAAAAACACUAAAAUUUCAUAUGAAAUACAAACAUCUGGAAAGCCGCUUAGUCUUCUCAUGUCCAGAUUGUCUAGAAAUUUUUUCAACAUCAUGGAGUGUUUAUCGUCAUCUUUUUAAAGUGCAUCGCAAAACGGCAGCUCAAAUAAGGCGACUAAGGGAAUCGAUCCAGGCAAAAGCAUUCAAAAUGAAUAAUCCACCAGCAUUCUAUGAGAAACGUAAAAAUAUUAAACCACCAGUGACACAAAAACUAAGUGAAGAGGAAAGAUUGGAUCAAGAGAAUCAGGCUUGGGUAGACAAUGUUGAAGGGGAUAGCGAUAUACCCCGUUGUUUUGGUUGCGGGCGUACAUUUGAGCGGCGGGCGGCUCUGGCGGCGCACACGCACACGUGCCAGACAAGAUCUCGAGCAUUGGCGCGCAGACCACAAGAAACUAAGAAGAUAGAGAUACAGAUACGGAAAGAUUACAAUAAGGGCCCGGCUGCCAACUUGAAUAUGUCCAUCAAAGCAGCUGAUCCUAAUGAAAAUAAGCUUCCAAAUGACGAAAAUCCAAGUGGUCUUAAAACGGGUAAAGAAGACACGAAAGAAAUGGAAAAGCCUGUAGAAAAUCAUGUUUCUGAAGAAUCUCUGAUGGAUACAUCUGAAACUUUGCAAAAACCUGCGGAUUCCCCUGAAAAGAUUAUUGAAGAAAAAGAUAAGACUUCCGAAAUUAAAACCCCAGUUGCAUUAGACAUAUCCAAACCAAUGUUUAAGUUGCCAUUUGUACAGCACAUUGAAAAAUCAAAUUUGACUGCUUUUAGACAAAAAAUCCAACCAGACAUAGAUAUAAAUAAACUUUUGUGCAGAAAGUGUAUUAUUCAACAUGAAAAUGUCCAAGAAUUAUACAUCCAUAUGGCUAGUCAUUAUAAAUGGAUGCGUUAUGCAUGUAAAUUAUGCAACUUCAAACACUAUGACCUUGAGAAACUUCCGGAGCACGUCAAAGUAGUUCAUAAACUAAAAGGUGAUAAUGAUUUCUACUUUAGCACUGUGAAAGCCAUUGACGGUAAUGAAGCAUUGGAGUUAGCAGAAAGCUUAGAUGAAAAUACUGAUGCCAAUAGUCCCGAGUCUCGCCGGCAAAGUCGCUGUUCCAGUGAUUCAAGUCGACUAUCAGAUGACAGUUCUUCUAGUGGUACACGCGCCGAGUCAGGAACACGCAAGAGAAAAAUUUGUCAAAUAAAAGGAUCGGCUAAGAGGAAAAGAGAUAUGUUGACUAUUGAUGAUGAUGAAGGAUCGAAAUCGGGUGACAUAGAUAAAGAAGUAAAUUGUGCAAUAGAAAAUGGUUCUUCCCCGAUUAUGAAAACAUUUGAAGAAAACUCUUCGGAUAUGGAUGAAAUUGAAGAUAAGAUAUCAAAGAAACAUUUUAUUGAGAGCAAUUCGUCAGUAGCGUCACGUCGACCCGUUCGCAAAAAGACGAAACCUAAAAAUGAAGAUUUUGAAUAUGAUUUAUCGAAUUUACUCAAAAUGGAAGCUCAAGGAUACCGAGAUUCCCAAUCCGUUACUACAAAAUCCAGUCAAAAUAAGAAAAAACCAAACAUGGACAAUUCAAAUUAUUAUGAAAUUGUAAAUCGCGAUUGUGGGGGGGCCUUGGCCACACUUUCUAAAAGGGCAGUUGAAAGAUUCACGGCACUCAUUAAAAAUAGUAGUUUUAUUUCAAUGAACGUGCAAAAAGAACCAAAACCCUCUAACAUAUUUGUAAGACCUAUGUUGCCUAAAAGUUUAUCCAGAGGAGAUAAAAUUUCGCCUAAAAAAGAAAUAACUGAAGAUAACAAAAGCCCUCAAAAAGAAAUUAAACCCAAUAAAACUAUUCCUGAAGAUACUACGAUCUCCGAAAAAGAUCUGAAAACUGUCCCAGAAACAUCUAAAAGCACACCACCAACUGAAGAAAUAACUGAAACAAGCAAUGCAAUAAAACCUAAUAUGAACAUCCCAUCAGUCGUGCCCAUUAAAUUACGGCGUCAAAGCUUAGAAGUAAUUAAAAAUCCCCUUAUAAACAAAAAUAUAACUGAUUUUAAAAAGGCCGGUAUGAAAACAAAAAUAUUAGUUAUUAAACCAAUUAACAGGAAUAAAGACGGAACUCCGGUUUCAAAUACACCUUUAAAAUUUCAAACUAUAAAAUUAAAAGACCCUUCUAAAACAUUAACUUCAAGUGAAGAAAAAAUAUCUGACCAAGUAGUAGUAGUAAAAGUUCCUAAUGUUGACUGUGCGAUUUCACUCCAAAAGUCUGAUAAAAAUGCAAGCUGCGCAAAACUUAAUGCGGUAGUUGAUACUGUCAAUAACAACGAAACACCAAGUCAAUUCUCAAAUCCACAAAUAAACAAUAAUAUCGGUAAAGAAGACAUGGUUAACAAUCUCGUCAAUGAAGACAUUUUAGUAAAUAAUACCGAUAAUAAUGUAAAUAAUAGUGAUGCCAAUGUUAGUAAACUUGUAACUGAAGAUAGUUUGAUAAGUGAGAAUGAACAAAUACUAGACAAUGAAUUGAUAGAAGCUACAACAUAACGUGCCAAGAUAUACCACAUUUUAACAUCCUAAACUGUUAAAUUCAGUUUAAUUAGGUAUGUAAGCUUAUGGCAAAGCAAACAAAUAUUGUGAAAGUCAAGCCGAGUGAAUCUGUUCAUCUGUCCCUUUAAGCCUUAG